GAGCGUCCUUCCUAGACCAUUGGCCUACUGGCGUGGCUCGCGGCCGGCGGGCUCGGGCUGGCUGAAAAGGCGGUGAUCUCCGCGUGGCCCCGGAAGGACUUUGUGGGAAGGCGGGCGAAGGAAGCAGCCGAGAGGCGGAGGUAGCCCGAGAGGGCGGUUGCGUGCGGACCAGACGCCUGCGGCCUGGUGAGCUUCCAGACGCCGGCCCUCCCGGAUCCAAGCCUGCCGAGCCACCAGGCCACCUCUCCCCCUUGUGCUUCCGGGAGCCGUCGCGAGCGAGUGCGCCUGCGCGACGGCCACUCCGCGCGCCUCACCGCUGUCCUCGCGCCGGCCGGCUGCCCGAAGGUUCCUGCUGCGCUUCCCGCCCGGCGUCUCGGCUCGGCGGCGCACCGGCGUGCGGCAUGUCACGGCGACGGCACAGCGACGAGAACGAUGGGGGACAGCCUCACAAAAGGAGAAAGACCUCUGAUGCAAAUGAAACUGAAGAUCAUUUGGAAUCUUUAAUAUGCAAAGUAGGAGAAAAGAGUGCCUGCUCUUUGGAGAGCAACCUAGAAGGCUUGGCUGGCGUUCUGGAAGCUGAUCUUCCUAACUAUAAGAGCAAGAUCUUAAGGCUUCUUUGUACAGUUGCACGUCUGUUACCUGAGAAGUUGACAAUUUAUACAACAUUAGUUGGACUACUAAAUGCCAGGAAUUACAACUUUGGUGGAGAAUUUGUAGAAGCCAUGAUUCGUCAACUUAAAGAAUCGUUGAAAGCAAACAAUUAUAAUGAAGCUGUAUAUUUGGUCCGUUUUUUAUCUGAUCUUGUGAAUUGUCACGUCAUUGCUGCCCCAUCAAUGGUUGCUAUGUUUGAAAAUUUUGUAAGUGUAACUCAGGAAGAAGAUGUGCCUCAGGUGCGCCGGGAUUGGUACGUGUAUGCAUUUCUAUCAUCUUUGCCCUGGGUUGGAAAGGAGUUGUACGAAAAGAAAGAUGCAGAGAUGGACCGAAUCUUUGCCAACACUGAAAGCUAUCUUAAAAGACGCCAGAAGACUCAUGUGCCCAUGUUACAAGUAUGGACUGCAGAGAAACCGCAUCCACAAGAAGAGUAUUUAGAUUGCCUCUGGGCCCAGAUUCAGAAAUUGAAAAAGGAUCGCUGGCAGGAGCGGCACAUCCUAAGACCUUAUCUUGCCUUUGACAGCAUCCUGUGUGAAGCACUGCAGCACAACCUGCCUCCUUUCACACCACCUCCUCACACUGAAGAUUCGGUGUACCCGAUGCCAAGGGUCAUCUUCAGAAUGUUUGAUUACACGGAUGAUCCUGAGGGUCCUGUAAUGCCAGGGAGUCAUUCAGUGGAAAGAUUUGUAAUAGAAGAGAAUCUUCACUGCAUCGUUAAGUCCCACUGGAAGGAAAGGAAGACUUGUGCUGCACAGCUAGUGAGUUAUCCUGGGAAGAACAAGAUCCCCUUGAACUACCACAUAGUUGAGGUGAUAUUUGCAGAACUGUUUCAACUUCCAGCACCCCCUCACAUUGAUGUGAUGUACACAACACUUCUCAUUGAACUGUGUAAACUUCAGCCUGGCUCUCUACCCCAAGUUCUUGCACAGGCAACUGAAAUGUUAUACAUGCGUUUGGACACGAUGAAUACUACAUGCGUAGACAGGUUUAUUAACUGGUUUUCCCAUCAUCUAAGUAACUUCCAGUUCCGUUGGAGCUGGGAAGAUUGGUCAGAUUGUCUUACUCAAGAUCCAGAAAGUCCCAAACCAAAGUUUGUAAGAGAAGUUCUAGAAAAAUGUAUGAGGUUGUCUUACCAUCAGCGUAUAUUAGAUAUUGUCCCUCCUACCUUCUCAACUCUAUGUCCUGCAAACCCAACCUGCAUUUACAAGUAUGGAGAUGAAAGUAGCAACUCUCUUCCUGGACAUUCGGUUGCCCUCUGUUUAGCUGUUGCCUUUAAAAGUAAAGCAACCAAUGAUGAAAUCUUCAGCAUUCUGAAAGAUGUACCAAAUCCUAACCAGGAUGACGAUGAUGAUGAAGGAUUCAGCUUUAACCCAUUGAAAAUAGAGGUCUUUGUACAGACUCUGCUACACUUAGCGGCCAAGUCAUUCAGUCACUCCUUCAGUGCUCUUGCAAAGUUUCAUGAAGUCUUCAAAACCCUAGCUGAAAGUGAUGAAGGAAAAUUACAUGUUCUAAGAGUCAUGUUUGAGGUCUGGCGGAACCAUCCACAGAUGAUUGCUGUACUAGUAGAUAAGAUGAUUCGUACACAGAUUGUUGACUGUGCUGCAGUAGCAAAUUGGAUCUUCUCUUCAGAACUAUCUCGUGACUUUACUAGAUUGUUUGUUUGGGAAAUCUUGCACUCCACAAUUCGUAAGAUGAGCAAACACGUUCUUAAGAUCCAGAAAGAGCUAGAAGAGGCUAAAGAAAAACUCGCAAGGCAACAUAAACGGCGAAGUGAUGAUGAUGACAGAAGCAGUGACAGGAAAGAUGGGGCUCUUGAGGAACAAAUAGAAAGACUGCAGGAAAAAGUGGAAUCUGCUCAGAGUGAACAAAAGAAUCUCUUCCUUGUCAUAUUUCAGCGUUUUAUCAUGAUCUUGACUGAGCACUUAGUACGAUGUGAAACUGACGGGACCAGUGUAUUAACACCGUGGUAUAAGAACUGUAUAGAGAGGCUCCAGCAGAUCUUCCUACAGCAUCACCAAAUAAUCCAGCAGUACAUGGUGACCCUGGAGAACCUGCUCUUCACUGCUGAAUUAGACCCUCAUAUCCUGGCUAUGUUCCAGCAGUUCUGUGCCCUGCAGGCCUAAGGGUCAUUUUUUUUUUUCCCUUCCUGUCAAGAUUUUUUUAAGAUCUCAAAAUAAUGUCUUAUUUUUGAUGGUUUGAAUGCUUGCUUUCUUGUAGCAUCCUUUCUUGAAGCAGAGGGGGAGGACAGGACAGUGAAGAAUAUGGUUACCUUUAACUGCCCCCUAAAAAGCAGAUACUCCCUAAUGACAAUAAUGUGACAAUGACCAUAGGAUGUAUUAUAUAUGUGACAGAUACAACUUUUCUCUGAUAUUUUUUCUCCUUAAGGCACAAAAGAUAACUGAUUUGAGGUAUGUGAAACACUAGAGGUCAAGCUUACAAAGUAGUAUAUAGAACUGAUGAGUUUAUUAUCAAGUAGCAUAGCUUUUCACAGCUCAUGGGUAACCUAACAAACAUGGCUGAAAUAAAACUGAAAAUAUGUUUU
Molecule: messenger RNA, 3193 nt
Organism: Balaenoptera ricei (Rice's whale)
Lineage: Eukaryota; Metazoa; Chordata; Mammalia; Artiodactyla; Balaenopteridae
Gene: NCBP1
Product: nuclear cap binding protein subunit 1
Exons: 23
Coding region: 402-2774 (790 amino acids)
Biological process (GO): regulation of mRNA processing; mRNA export from nucleus; nuclear-transcribed mRNA catabolic process, nonsense-mediated decay
Cellular component (GO): nuclear cap binding complex; nucleus
Molecular function (GO): RNA cap binding; mRNA binding; protein binding
Source: RefSeq, a predicted model, not a curated record